This is a messenger RNA of Pristis pectinata (smalltooth sawfish), 8963 nucleotides long. It is a transcript of the gene mau2, whose product is annotated as MAU2 sister chromatid cohesion factor. Gene Ontology annotation, cellular component: SMC loading complex; chromatin. Gene Ontology annotation, biological process: mitotic sister chromatid cohesion; maintenance of mitotic sister chromatid cohesion. The transcript has 19 exons. Bases 5 to 1867 code for a protein of 620 amino acids. The record is from RefSeq and is a predicted model, not a curated record. Lineage: Eukaryota; Metazoa; Chordata; Chondrichthyes; Rhinopristiformes; Pristidae. Gene Ontology annotation, molecular function: double-stranded DNA binding; protein binding.
UAAGAUGGCGGCGGUUGGCGCUAGCGGCCCUCAGCAGCAGCAACCCCAGGCGCAGCCGCAGCCCCAGCCUUCUCAGCAGCCGCCGCAGUACACGGACGCCUGGUACCUGGCGCUGCUGGGCUUCGCCGAGAACUUCCGCACGGCCAGCCCGCCCAAGAUCAAGCUGUGCGUGCACUGCCUGCAGGCCAUCUUCCAGUUCAAGCCGUCGCAGCGCAUCGAGGCCCGCACCCACCUUCAGCUCGGCAGCGUCCUGUACCACCACACCAAGAACACGGAGCAGGCCCGCUCGCACCUCGAGAAGGCGUGGUUAAUAUCCCAGCAAAUUCCACAGUUUGAAGAUAUCAAAUUUGAAGCAGCCAGCCUUCUCUCAGAGUUAUAUUGCCACCAGAAUCUGGUAGAUUCAGCAAAACCACUUUUACGGAAAGCAAUCCAGAUCUCUCAGCAGACACCUUACUGGCAUUGUCGACUGCUCUUUCAGCUUGCACAACUGCACACGUUAGAGAAAGAUUUGGUAUCAGCAUGUGAUCUCUUAGGAGUUGGAGCUGAGUAUGCAAGAGUAGUGGGAUCAGAAUAUACAAGAGCACUCUUCCUCUUAAGUAAAGGCAUGCUGCUGUUAAUGGAACGGAAACUGCAAGAAGUUCAUCCUCUGCUGACUCUGUGUGGCCAGAUCGUGGAGAACUGGCAGGGUAAUCCCAUACAGAAGGAGUCUCUGCGUGUCUUCUUUCUGGUACUACAAGUCACACACUACCUGGACGCAGGGCAGGUCAAAAGCGUGAAGCCCUGUUUGAAGCAGCUGCAGCAGUGUAUUCAAACCAUCUCCACGCUACACGACGACGAGAUCUUGCCCAGUAAUCCCGCAGACCUCUUUCACUGGCUACCCAAGGAGCAUAUGUGUGUCCUGGUUUACUUGGUGACUGUGAUGCACUCCAUGCAAGCUGGAUACUUGGAGAAAGCCCAGAAGUACACAGAUAAAGCACUCAUGCAGUUAGAAAAGUUAAAAAUGCUGGACUGCAGCCCAAUCCUCUCCUCAUUUCAAGUCAUGUUACUGGAGCAUAUCAUCAUGUGUCGACUUGUAACGGGUCACAAAGCCACGGCUCUCCAAGAGAUUUCUCAGGUCUGCCAACUGUGUCAACAGUCUCCCAGGUUAUUUUCCAACCAUGCUGCCCAGCUACACACACUACUGGGUUUGUAUUGCAUCUCCAUAAACUGCAUGGACAAUGCUGAGGCACAGUUCACAACAGCACUUCGGCUGACCACACAUCAGGAAUUGUGGGCAUUCAUAGUCACAAACCUGGCCAGUGUCUACAUUAGAGAGGGCAACCGACAUCAGGAGCUGUACAGUCUGCUGGAAAGAAUAAACCCAGAUCACAACUUCCCAGUCAGUUCUCACUGUCUCCGAGCAGCUGCCUUCUACAUCCGGGGCCUCCUGUCCUUCUUUCAAGGAAGGUACAAUGAAGCAAAGAGAUUUCUACGGGAGACUCUAAAAAUGUCGAAUGCAGAGGAUUUGAAUCGCUUGACAGCUUGUUCCUUGGUGUUACUGGGUCACAUAUUCUAUGCCCUAGGAAACCACAGGGAGAGCAAUAACAUGGUGGUACCAGCCAUGCAGCUGGCCAGCAAGAUCCCAGACAUGUCAGUCCAGCUGUGGUCAUCAGCAUUGCUACGGGAUCUUAACAAGGCAUGUGGCAACUCCAUGGAGGCUCAUGAAGCAGCUCAGAUGCAUCAGAACUUUUCCCAACAGCUUCUCAAUGACCAUAUAGAAGCCUGCAGCCUCCCCGAACACAAUCUGAUCAACUGGACUGACGGGCCUCUUCCUGUGCAGUUUCAAGCCCAGAACGGACCCACCACCAGCCUCGCAAGUCUGCUAUGAACAGAACCGAAGGUUUAAAAUCUGUGGAACCCAUCGUCCCUCAAACCAGGCAACAUAUGAAACAGGAUUUAUAAAUUGGCUUCCUAGUCAUUGCCAGGCAGACGGCAAGUGUGUCUGCCUGCAAUGCUGCGGGUACUGUCCACACCUUUACCUGCUUCCCUCUGGAGUUCAGCCUAUCCCUGUGUUGAGGACUUUGAUGCAAAAAAAAACUGGUUUGGUUUGAGUGUGGGAAUCAUUAUUAUACCUUCUCAUCCCAAGCGUGUUUGUUGUUUGCUCAGUUUCCUGGUCUCUCAGCUGGCCUGUUUCUAAGCAACAUGUAAUUUUGUUUUUCCCCCGGUGAGGGACUGCAUGGGCCCAACCCUCUCCCAUGUCAUAUUCUCCCUACACACCCCUCUUACUACUUGGCAUUGAAUGUUUGCAUAGCAUCGUCACAAUUGAUGCCCAGUCACUGGUUGCUGUGGGAACUAGCCCAUCUCUGAAAGCGGUGCUCACUGUUUGUUCUGAUAAAGUGGCCGAACCUUCUGCAUAGGGAGCCGUCAGAAGCUUGCAAUUGAUCCCACUGCACUUUGAGCUUGUGCCCACAUUUAACGUGGUGGAUGGCAGGCACGGUUUGAUGUGGACCUGAAGCUGUUUCCAUCAAGCCCAGUGUUUGAGGCUGUUUGAUCAGGAAUCUCAAAUCGACCUGUGUUGUUCUGAGUUGUGCAGCUGUAGCUAGCUCUCUCGCUCUGCUCUCCGGUCUGAAACAUGGGCUCCUUUCUCUCUCCAUCACCCCAAAAUCCACACAUUCCCUCCUUCCAUCACUCACCUACCCCUCCCCCCUUCAGUGCAACUGAUGGUCCUGCCACUAAUGGAUCAUAGAAUCAUCAAGCAGAAGAUGUUUGACCCAGUGAGUUAUUUCUAUUUAUUUCUGUGCUUUUAUCUAAUAGAGAAAUAGUUUAUUUAUAAACUGAGAGCUGUGGUCAGCAGUCAUGUAGAAGGGAGAUCGCCUUGAGGCUGCUUCUCUUGUGGCGCUCUCCUCCCUCCCCCUCUCUCUAUCCCCUCCCACUUCUCAUUCAUUCCAACUGCAGUUGCACUGUGCCAGCAGCUGUGGCUGUUUAAUGAGCGACACAAGUGGUAAUUACAGCUAAAUGCAAAACAAAGACUUUUUAAUUUUCUCCAUUCAAAAAAAAAAAUUGCUUUUAAUCCAGAUUUCUUGAUCUGAAGUUGGUACCUGCCCAAAAGUUGGUGUUGCAGCUCUGAGAUACAAACAGUGUAGGUCCCUGAUUCAGUCUGAUCACAUUGGCUGACUGUGGCUGACACAUUGUGCCAAUGCCUCGGCCUGAGUGAGAGGAAGGAAGUCAGCUCCUGGUACCUGACUGUGACCCCAGCUGGAAGGUGUAUGUCUGUUUAUACUUGGUACUGAUUCAACUCCUCCAUCAAUUAAAUGCAGUUACCUUGUAACUCAAUCCGAAAAUUAAUCUCCAUUUUGCGUGUGCUGCCUUCACACUCCCACUUUCCACCAAUCAUGGUGAGUUGCCGUCUGGAGCUAUCAUUUGAAAUAAAAACGAAGUGUUGAAAAUACUCAACUAGUCUGGCAGCUUUCUACAGAGAAAGAAACAGAAGUAACUCUUCAGAUCAAUGACCCUUAACUCUGUUUCCUUCUCCACAGAUGCUGCCUGAUGUGAGUGUUUCCAACACUGUUUUUAUUUCAGAUUUCCAGUAACUGCAGUCUUUUGACUUUGGAGCUAAAGUUUAUGUGAUUUAAAGGAGGCACAAAUCAACCAGGAGAUUUUCUAAUUAGAAAUAGGCAGGGGACAGGCAUGUGUGCACGUUUGCAUCUAUCUGGGUGGGUGGCUGUGCAAGGUGGUGGUUUGGUGGCUGUGUAUGUCUGUGGCUGGUUGGCUGAAUGAGUGGAUGAGUGCCGUGAUACUUGCCCUUCAAGCAUCCGUAGUUCAUGUAACCUGUCAAAGUGCUCAUUCAUGAUCACCUGGCCAAGCUGACACUGAAUGACUUGUGCAGGGAGCAGACCCCCUACAAAGGCUAGCACUGUUGCAGAGGGUGGGAAAUUAGCAACAAAACCAACUGACUGAAUGGGGUCUCUGGAAUUUCCCUUUCCUUAAAUGGCCAGGCAGGAGUAAGCAAGCUGCAAGCAGAAUCCAGCCAACUCAUUGUGGAUUCCUUUGGGUUCCUGUCCAGUAUAGUUAAGGAGGGAUGGGGUUGGGGAGGGGUGGUGUGGAGGAGAAACAGAUAUUGUAGCUGUGAAGGGAUUGCAUUGGGUGGCUGGAUGCAGCGGUGAGCUGGCUGGGCUGGUUGGAAAGACCAAGAGGGCAAGAACUUGUAAUGGGCUCUGUGUUCCUGAUGUUUGCACUCAUUCUGAUGUACUGCCUGCUUUGGUGUGAGAGAUCUGGCUGCACCUGAAAUACCAAUGUGCCUUCGUACAGGGGAAAAAAUUGCAAUGAACUGCAAGGGGUUUUUGUUUUAAUAACUGGCUGGUAGAAAUUGGAAAUGGAAGCUAACAGUAGAAAACUGGUGUUUCAUCAUUGGAAAGAACAAAGAUUAACCUUUGGGGUGAGAUUAGGUGUCACCCCGUCAGACUGUGACCAGCAUUUUUGCUUUAUUUCAAAUGAUUUGCUGUCUUUCGAGCAAGAAGACGGCAAUUAGGCAAGGUUGAAGGAGGACGGGUUGUGGGGAGAGAACAGUUGGUCAGUGGGUUCAAGGGAUGCCAUUUCUUCCAAACAUGUUCUGCUAAGUAAAUAACUCUGACCCUCACUGAUAAAAUCUAGCUUAAAAUCUCAGUUUUAAUAUAAAACCCAAUUCUUCUUGGGCUCCUGUCAGCUGUGUGUCUAUGAAUUUGGUUUGUGCCUCUAAAAUGAGAAGCAUUUCCCAAAAUUAGCUGGCUUUCUCUCCAAUACGAUGCUGCACACGCUUCCUCUCAGUCCCAGACCAUCUGAAGAAGUUUCAUAAUAAGUACACCUUUCUUGCUGCCGUCACACAUCGUAUUGAUGUAGCAGCUUUAUGGAUCUCAGAGGGCUGCAGGGCUGGAGCACGUUAGAGGUUGGGGUAAACCAAGGCUUUGUUUAACUCCGAGCCAUUGUCGGCAUGGGCUGAUGGAUAAAGGGAUUUGAUGAGAGUUAGGACACACGAUGAAUGAGCUUAUUUGUAGAGGAUCAAAAGAGGGAGGCCAAAUAGGAGUCUCGACCAAUUGACAUUGAACUCAGAUCCUGGUGUGAAUCUGGGAGCUAGGUAAACCGUUUUGAGGCUGUCUGUAGCUAUGGUUUUAUUAAGAAAUCCUAAAAUAGUACAGUAGAAUAUGAUUUUAAAGAACUCUUGCUCUCUUUCCCCCCCCCCCCCCCCCCCCCCCCCCCCCCAUGGGAAGAUCUAGAAGAUCCAGUCAGCUGUCACACGGGGGCGGGUGGGGGGGGGUGAGGUGGGGGUGGAUUUGGUACCCACUCCAUCACCGUGACUGACCCGGGAACUCGUGGUGCAGGAAACGACCACAAUCUGACAACACUGCUACAAGUUGAAUUUAAAAUGUACAGGGAAGGGCAACAGUCAACAAGAAGCCUUACUUCAGAUAUCAGUGUGUUGCCAGCAAAUCUGAAGGUACAUAUGGGUGACAAGUGCAUCUUCUGUUUUCACUGAUUAGCCAGAAGGGUUAAUGUUCCAAGUCUGGGGAACUCGUCACCAAUGGUGCUACAGAUAGGGCCCAGCAUUCGAGUACGUUGAGACACCUUGCAGGAAUUUAAAGUGUGAGUGACCACCACACCUGUUGCAACUUUGCCCCAUGUAGAUCACUUUCUGGGCCACUGCAUUCCUCAAAUCAAAUUUAAAGAAACGUGUUUAAAGACAAAUUGCUCUCGAACACCCUCAGCUUUGCACCAAAUUCAUCUCUACUCCUUUAGUCCUCAUGGUCUGAUUGCCCUCUGCCCUCAGCCCUGCAGCCUGCUUAUCCCCAGCCGGCACUAGUUUACUAGGGCCAUGGUGUUAACGCUAACAAUAUUUUGUACAGCUUGUGUUUCUUUAAUCAAAUGUUUGUAUAUUUUAUUCAUUAAGGCAAUUCUGAUGAAACCCCUACAUACGUUUCCUUUUCCCUCACACCCUCAACUUAGUAAUGUUUUCUGUCUGUACAAGGUUCAUGUGGACAUAGCGGUGUACAUAGAUGUGGAGAAUGUGUACAGUGUAGUAACCAACCUGCAGCUUACCUGACCUACAAUCUUUGUUUGUGUGUAUGAAGACUGAAAAAAGUUCUAGACAGCAAGAAUGACAGUAUGUCAGCUGCAAGGCAAAUGCAGACUAACGUUUGUGGUUAUUUUCAUCUUCCCUCCCCUGCUGCCCUGUGCUCCUGGUUCUAUUCCUGAUGAUGUGAGGAAUGUCUGUACUACAGUCCCCACACUAUCAUUCCCAGAUCCACAGCCUCCAGCCCUGCCUGUGUGCUCUGUUACACCCAUAUUUUGUUUCAAGUGACUUGAGGAGGGAUGUAACCUCCAUUACCUAUUAUCUGCAAGCUCUUUCCUGUCCACAGUAUCGUGUCCAAUAUGGAACUGUGUGGGGCCAGCUCACCAAGUUUUGUGUUCUACCCCUCCACUAUGGAGUGAGUUGAGCUCCUCGCCCAUGGGUUAGAAAAAUAGGGGUGAGGAUCCAUCAGGUUUCCCAGCCAUGAUCACAGCCCAGCUAACCAUGUGAUCACCCAUCAGGCCCCCAGAGUAGACCCGCUGUAAGCUGUACAAGAAUCGGCCCUUGGAAGAGAUUGGAGAAUGGUCUGUGGACUCACAAAUGAUCUGGGUCUGUUCAACACCCUGACCAAAAUGGGAAUUUAUUAAAACGACAAGCUCGCGUCUGGUGAGCCUUGCUGUGUGUUGGGGCAGGACUUGUCCAUGUGCGUGUGAUCCCAUUGCGAGGUGUUCUGCAUUCGUAGCCAGUACUGUCAGGACUGUCGGCGUACACUGACAAUGCUCACAUACAGAUCUUGCUGUUAUCUGUUCACUGGAACCAUUUCUACAUUUGAUCAGUGCAUGGUCUCAAUGUUUAAAUAUUUCCUCUCUCCUCCCCACCAACCCACAACAACAGUAUGGAAGGAGGUUGUAAAAAUGAAGCAACAAUCUAGUUUUGUUUUUGUUUCUCUGUGAAAAGCCACAUCUAUGAGGACAAAUGCUGGAGUCCAAUCAGUUGUAGGCAAAGUUACUGGUCACUGAGGUGUUGUAGGUUGUUCGCUGCCUCCCUGUCAGAUCCGACAGCAGCUUCUGUGUAACCUGAUGCUGUGCUCCUUCACUCAGUGCUCCUGCCCUUAUCGUGAUACCUAGUCCCAGGAUGGACACCUGCACUCUGCAAAGCUGAUAGGCAGGCCACUGUUCCAGCCUCAAUCCGUGGGCCAGGGAGAAGGUUCGCUUGGACCCCUUCCUCCUAGCUGCCGACUGUGUAUGUAUUUGCAGUGUUGAACAGUAGAGCUGAGCUCGUGGGCAUGAAGUAUCCAUGGGAAGAGUUUGAAUAUUUUAUAUAUAUUUCUGUAGGUUAGAUAAAGGAUGUUUUUAUAUAAUCAGAUGGCUGAUAUUUCUUAUGAUUUAAACACCAUUUUUCCCUAUGAUGAUGGCAUUUAUACUACCCGCACUUGUCUAAAUGGGCCAUCACCCGUUUGUGUCGGUGUGACUACAGUCAGGACACAGCGGAUGGGUGCUCCUACACUACAUGGUCUGAAUGUCAUAUGAAGGAUCCCCUGGCAUGGGAACAGUCUGAGUAGCACACCCCUACCCUCAGCCCUUUCCCAGAUCAAGAGUCACCACCUCACUGUUCACUGACCAUGAGCUCACCCCUGAGACACAACUUGUGGGAAGGGCAAUGUGCGAUUAGAUCUCAGCUAGGUGCAUGUGGAUCCAGAGGACAGGGUGAGGUGGUGGGGAGGUGUGACCGAGCCUUAGUGGUGGAUUUUGGCUGUGGAGCAGCACUGACUUGUGGUUUCAUGCAUCAUUAAUGACACUUUAAACAAGGCGGAAGAGGAGCAGUUUUAUCACCACCCCUGCAGUGAUUCAGAACCUGGUGCACACACACACACACACACACACCGUUCUCUUCAGGCCUUUCUCUGUUUCUGACUGUCUGCCUCUUUCCCUCCUCCCUUCCGCAUUAUACCUCCUGUGACCACGGUGAAUAUCCCAGUGGUCUUGGUACUAGAGUCUGGGAAAGUUCCUGGGUUGCCUUUGGUCUGUGCAGAAGCACUGCAGUCAGUCUUGGUGCUCCCAACUCCGGGACGGCUGAUACCACCCAGGGCUUUGGGCCCUGCCUCUUGGGUGUGUGUGUGUGGUGAGGACAGAGCUAACUAGCCCUGUCUCCAGAUGGUCACUUACUGUCCAUACCCAGUGCAUGAGGAACUACUGCAUCGAGGGUGGGUCCUCCUGCAAUGAGGGACUCUACAUCUGGCUGUUCCCUGAUUGUAACAUCAUCUCUUGGCCCAAACAAUGGGUGGUGGGAAAUCAGUGGAAGAUUUUGUGCUCUGUGCCUGCGAGGAGACAGGGACUUGUCUAGCACAGGCAACGGUAAACUGGACACAAUAAUACACCUGAUAAUUUCUGAAUUCAAUCACCUUGCAUUGUAUGCUGCACAAUUAAUAUUUACAGCACCAUGCAAAGUCAACUGGGCAGUAACUUGUACACUUUACAACCUGCAUCCCUGAAGUAUGUACAUCAGAAUUGAUUAGGUAUCAUAUUAAUUUUUUUUUUUGCAGCUCUUCUGUUUAGUUUCUGUACAGACAAUUCAAAGUGUUCUUAGACUGAGACAAUGUUUUAAUACCUACCUACAUCAUGUAUCUGGUGAACCAGUUUCUGUGUAAUUAUGUCCCCUUGAGAAUCAUUGUUAUGGCAGGUUUGUUAACACAUAAUUUGUGUUUUAGCAUCACUGAACCUUUACGAUAGUUUAUAGAUGUCUAGAUGUUUUGAGAUGUAAAGGAUUCCCUACUUCAGUGACAAUGCCACUGUGAAGUAGGGAUAGAUUGGUUUGUAAAUAUGAAUCUAUGUAAACAGAACCUGCCUGUCGCUGUGUUUUUAGCUUUCUAUUACAUUUGGAUUAACUUUUUUUGUUUUUUAUUCUAUAUAUCAGGGAAUUUUUAAAAUAAAUUCAUAAAUCUAAA